AUGGCAUCCCAAUUCUCUCAGCAAAUCGCUUUCCGUGCUCAAAAAAGUCUCGGUCUCGUUGGAGGAACACCUAACUAUGUACCAGUCGACGGUUUCCAAGGACCAGACGUACCAGCUCGUUUAUAUCACUAUAGCUCUGACGGCCGUCUUUUUGCCUACGCACUGCCCUCAGUCGUGCGGAUCUACCAAGCGGAAGGUGCAAAGUUGCUGCAGGAAUUGAGCCUCCCCAAUGUCAUUGAACUCAAGUUUUCACCGCGGGGCACCUACAUCUCAACCUGGGAGCGACCAGUGAAAUUGGAAGAUGGAGCUCAGCACAAGAACCUUCGCGUGUUCUCCGCUUCCACCGGGGAAGAGCUCAUCUCUUUUACCCAAAAGUCACAAGAAGGAUGGGACCUGCAAUAUACCAUUUCAGAGUCUCACGCUAUCCGCCUCGUCGCUCAGGAGGUUCAGAUCUUCCAGCCUGCAGGUUGGUCGAAGGGAGUGGUGGAUAAGCUCAAAGUCGAGGGCGCAUCAAUGGUCUCGUUAAGUCCGGGACUUCAUCCAUCGAUUGCCGUCUUUGUAGCCGAGAAAAAGGGCGCACCAGCCAGCGUUAAGAUCUAUGGAUUGGCGUCAUUGAAUAGCCCGCCCACGUGCCAGAAAACGUUUUACAAGGCCGAUCGAGCUCAGAUCAAGUGGAAUAGUAUUGGUACACAGGUCCUAGUGUUAACGCAAACCGAGGUCGACAAUUCAAAUAAGAGCUAUUACGGCGAGACAGGAAUGUACCUGCUCAGCGCCGCAGGUAAUUUCGAUUGCAGGGUAGCACUGGAUAAAGAAGGCCCGAUACACGACGUCAUGUGGAGUCCCAACUCAAAAGAGUUCGGUGUGGUGUAUGGCUACAUGCCUGCCAAGACCAUGCUUUUCGAUCAACGUGUGCGCACCCUGCAUGACUUUGGUUCCUCUCCCCACAAUUUCAUCUCGUUCAACCCCCAAGGUCGUCUCCUGGCCCUUGCUGGAUUUGGAAACCUCGCAGGAAAGAUCGACGUCUUUGAUCGCCGUACUCUGCAAAAAGUAUGUACCAUCGAUGCACCUAACACUUCGUUCUGUGAGUGGUCGCCGGACGGGCGUUUCCUUCUGACCGCUACACUCUCACCCCGUCUGCGAGUCGACAACGGUCUCAAAAUAUGGCAUUGCACCGGUCCUCUUGUGCAUGUACAAGCCAUUGAGGAGCUCUACCAAGCAUCAUGGCGCCCUACACCUGUAGAAAACAUUGCUCCGUUUGGACAGCAUAUCCCUCCUGCACCUCAGCCAAGUGAGAGUGUUCGCGACAUGACCCUCACUGCCAAACCAGCUACAACUAAGCCCGCCGGAGCGUAUCGACCUCCGGGUGCACGUGGACUUGCUACGCCGGCCAUAUUCAAGCGUGAGGAUGAGGGCGGUGCGCCUCGCGUGCCCACGAACGGUACAGCGACUCCUCCACGAGGGUACAGCCGCAGCCCCGCCCCGCCAGGUGCUGUGAAUGGGAAUGGCUACGGGGGAGGGAAGAGACAUGUCCCUGGUGCGCCGAAGUCACCUUCCCCUGGCCCGGACAACCAGGACAAGAAGCUGAGGAAGAAAAAAGACAAGAAGAAAGAUAGAGAGGCUAACGGUGCUGCAAACGGUGCUGCUGCUGGUGGAGAACCCACAGCCCGGCCUUCGAUUGAGAUUAAAGUCAAUGGCGUGCAGACACCUCCGGCCGAGAGUUCCGUCCCGCCCACACCAGGUGGUGAUGGAGCCCUAGAUCCGGCUGCAAAGAAAAUCCGGAAUUUGAAUAAGAAGCUCAAAGCUAUCGAUGAGCUCAAGGAGAAAGCUAGGAGAGGUGAACGAUUGGAGGCCACACAACUGAAGAAGAUUGAUGGCGAGGCAGAGAUUCGUAAAGAGCUUGCUGCCCUCGGAUCGUCUUAGCAUUGCUUCGUAUAGCUGGGUCUAAGUAUUGUGGGCCGGAGCAUUGUCGUCUUUCGCUAUGUUUUCCAAAUACAAUCUAUUGGUUCGCAAGCAUGCAUGUAUAGAUAUCAUGGGUUUUUAGAUGUUUUAUGGGGUUUGUUUCAAUUAUGAUACUCGUUACUGCGAAAAGCAUGGGAUAACACCAGAUGUGAUUAUCCUA
Molecule: messenger RNA, 2119 nt
Organism: Serpula lacrymans var. lacrymans S7.9
Lineage: Eukaryota; Fungi; Basidiomycota; Agaricomycetes; Boletales; Serpulaceae
Exons: 7
Coding region: 1-1920 (639 amino acids)
Biological process (GO): translational initiation
Cellular component (GO): cytosolic small ribosomal subunit
Molecular function (GO): tRNA binding; ribosome binding; protein binding
Source: RefSeq, a predicted model, not a curated record